AUGUUGACCGAUUGUCCAGUGAAUCCUCUGAACUCUGGCAUUCCCUUUGGAGUUACACACAAUUCCCAUAGAAAGCAGGUCUUAAGCCUCCGGUCAGGGGGCCCUAAGAGGAGAACCCAAAGCUGCUUCUUUGGGGUGGAGACUUGGGCUGAGCUGGUCUGGGAAGGCUGGGAGCCAGGGUUAGAGUACACCAAACCUCUGUUUCUUAAAAGCAUACGUGAAAAACUGCUGAAACUCAGCUUCAGACCACCUGUGUCCAAGUUCUUCAGCACACCAUUUCCUCAGACAAUUCUUCUGAGCCCAGGAACAUCUUUUUCUCUCCCGGUCACUUUUCAGCCCCUUGAGAAAUGUGAGCAUGUGGACACUAUAGAGUUUCAGAGUAAGGAAGGCACAUUCCAGGUGUCUCUGCGUGCGGUGAUUCCACACCAUGCCCUGGAUGUACCAGACACUGUGAUGCUGCCACCCUGUGCUGUCCAACACAGCUCCCAAACCAGCUUCAUCUUUCGUAACACCAGUAAGCUGCAGACAGGAUUUAGAUGGUCUGUGGAUCCUCCGUUCCAGCUGUCCCCAGAGACUGGACAGUUAAAGGCUGAAGAAGAGUGCAAGAUAACAGUGGAGUUUAAACCAUUGGAGGCUCUGGUGUACCAGGCUGAGGCCUGCUGUGCUUUCGGUGAUGAUGGCGAGAGCAGCUGUACUCUACUUCUGCGUGGACUGUCCAAGUACCCCCACAUUCAGAUCAUCUGCACUGAGCAGGAGGAAGGCUGUAAGCUGCUUAAUUUCGGUAGUGUAGAAGUAGGAGACUCUUUUGAAAAGCACUUUGAGAUCUACAACCCCUCCACUGUUACAACAACUUUCAUUCUAUCUUGGUUGAGACGACCUGCUCUUAUGGAGUCAGUGUUUCGCUGUGAGGUGCAUGAGGGGCAGAUCGCUCCACAUUCAGUGUUAAAAGUCCCUGUCUGCUUUUCCCCACUUACGGUGGACAGCAUAAGUAUGGACUACCUCUGUCUUACCUGUCCUGGGGCUGUAAGCAAAGACCUGCUCAAAGUGUCGGGUUCCUGCAUAGGACCAAUAGUAUCUUUCAGUACCUCUGUGCUGGACUUUGGCUGUGUUGAAGAGGGCACAGAGGUCACACAGGGGGUACAGAUCAUCAAUUCCUCUGCAGUAUUGGCUUAUUACCAGUUUGACGUGGAUACUGGCAGCCAUAGUGUGUUCAGUGUUGACAAGCCCUGUGGCACUGUGCCAGGCAGUAGCAAACUCACCUUGCGUGUGAAGUUCCGACCACACUACCCUAUUGCUCAUCACAAGACAAUGACAUGUUUGCUGCUGCAUAGGGAGCCACUGUUUCUGGAUUUGAUUGGCAGCUGUCACUCAGAGCAGUUGAAGCCAGCCAUUUUAAAUGCCAGACAUCUGGAUGUGUACAGAUUAAAUCUGUUACGAGGACUCACCUAUUACCCUCCUGACUUACUGAGUGCCAUGUUGGAAGAACACAAAUUGAAACUGGAUGAUAGCGGAGCAUUGCUAAUGCAGGAGGUGGGUGUGUACUUGUCUUCCUGUACUGGGGACUCCACAACCAUCUUCAGCCUACGGGGUCCUCUGGAGGAGUAUUUUCACACUAAUUCAGCACCUGAAGCAGAAACAGAUCUUGACAACACCUUAAACCCCUCCAGGUUCCCUGCUCCACAUGUUACAGUUCAGCCUUCUGAGCUCCUUUUUUAUGAUGGCCCAGCAUCUAAGUCAGUUUCCAUCACCAACCAAACCAAGGGCAAGCUCUGCCUGAAGUGGUCUCCUGGAGCCAACUCUCCUUUCUCCGUCUCUCCUCUGUCCUUUGAUCUUAGCCCUCUAAAGACCACAGCCUUCAGAGUGACAUACAGUCCCAAGCAAAAAAACAGCUUCCAUGCAGCACAACUUGAGUGCUUUGCUUUUUACAAGAUUCUCAGGGACCAUAGACACAUGGAUGGUCGGACUUUGUGCCCUCCCUGGUGCCUUACGGUCAGGGUAAGCGGUCACUCCUUUCAGCCUGGAAAAGAGCACUUCAUCCCCAACUUCUCUCUUCAACACCCUCAAGUAGUAUUCCCUGCAUUAAAACAGGUAUCCUACCGCAGUAUUCUCCUGCAGAACACAGGGGAUCUGCCCUUGAUCUUCAGCCUGGACCCAGAGGAGUGUCCCUCCUCAUGUGUGCUGCCACCCAGUGGCCUGGUGCCUCCUGGCAGCCACCAAAUCCUCACAUUCAGAUCCACUCCAUCUGAGGAUCACCCUUCCAGUAUGCCUUUGACAUUACAGAUGAAUGCCAGCCCCAAACACACACAGGUGCUGAAUGUGGUCGCUGUAGCAGAGAAGCUUUCCAUAUGUUUGGAGGGGGGUGGAAGUCUCUUCUUUAAGCCCACAGCAGUGGGCUCUUGCUCUGAGCGAACCAUGUGGGUGAAGAACCUGAGCAGGGUACCAGUGGAGUUCCAGUGGAGGCUGUGCGGAUCUGACCGAAGGGUUCUCACUGUACUGCCAGACACAGACAUACUCCAGCCCAAUGAAUCCAAGGUACAGAAGUGGUCUUUCGCCCCAGUUGAGGAGAUGAUGUACAACAUGAAGCCCAGUCUCACUUUCUGGCCUGUCCAAACACCACAAUGCAAGAAGUCUCGCCUUACCAUUAAAGCUGUCGGACUGGCAUCCAAAGGCUAUCUCCAAGCAGAUCAGCCUAUUAUAGAUCUGGGUGAGGUGCUCGUUGGAAGCUGUAAAUCAUUUGGUGUUUCUCUACUGAAUGACAGCUCCUGUGCUGUCAGCUACUCUCUGACUGCACAGCAGAGUGUUACUGUUACAGGCCUCCCUGAUGUCCUGACUCAAGAUCCUUUGGUUCUGGAGAUGGAGAAUGUAAAGGGAACCAUACCUGCUCACUGCAGACUGCUGAUCCACUGCACAGUAAAACUGACUCGCAGAGCCCAUUACUGCUGGACCAUCAGUUACCACAUCCUUAGUGCUACUGGUAGUAUACAAAAAUGACCCCAGUUGGUGUGCCAGGUGCAGGCAGAGGGAGUGUACCCCACCCUGGAGGUGAUAGAUGUCCGUAGCUGUGGCAGUGUGGAGGGGCUGAGUAAACUGCAGCUCUGGCACCUCUUCAGUUUGGAUGCACUCAAUGCUCACCUACGCAGAGAUCCCAGUCCAUCUGAGCUCACCUUCAGGGUGCCCACUAAACACAGUCUUCGACAUUGCCCAUCCAUCUUCACCUCAACCGUGUUGGAUUUUAACUUCAAUGCUGCUCCUAUAGACUCAAACCCCUCCAGUAUUCUGCUCAUGUUUAAGAACACAGGAAGUAUUCCUGUAGAGUGGUCAUUCUUGUUCCCAGAGGACCAGCAGAUUGAGCUGGAGUACUGGGCUGAGAAUGGAGAUUUCAGCCCCUCUGAGCUCCAGCUGAUGAAGAUUCAAGACCACAGGCUUUUCUCUGUCUCCCCACGCUCUGGAAAACUCCGGCCAGGUCAACAGAGGACAGUGCAUUUCUCAUACAGACAUGGCUUUGUAGGGACAAAUCGUCUUCCUGUCCUGUUGAAACUUUCACAUGGAAGAGAGAUAUUGCUCAAUUUUUCUGGAGUAACUGUGGAAAGAGAUAGACACUACAUUCACCUUUCCUCCAACAGGCACAUCUUUGCCCCUGUGGAAAUCGGAGGGUUCAGUCCCCCGAAACAGGUCUAUGAGCUGUAUAACGCAGGUUCUCUUUCACUGAGGUACCACAUCGACACCAAUCCACUGGAGCAGCUGAUGGAGGAGAAUUUCAGUCACCCAGUCUUACAGUGUCUGAACCCUGAUGGAGAGGUCGAGCCAGGCCACACAGCCUUGACUGAAUGGAUCUUCUCCCCACUUGAAGCUAAAUCAUACAGUGUAGAUAUUCCUAUUCAUGUGGUGGAGGGGGACAGCAUGUUUGUUACAUUCGAGGGCCAUGGCAUUGAUGAAAGAGAGUCAGAAGCCAUUCAGGUACAUGCUGGACGUAUUACUGUGCCUUGCACUCAAAGAAUCCCAGUACCUGGACAGGUGGUGUUCCUGUCAGAAGAGAGAGUGUGUUUUGGUGAUAUCCCAGUUUGCUCUCGUAGUACACGGAUCCUUUUUUUGACCAAUGUCUCCCAUACGGACCACGUCUUGUAUAAAUGGAAUGUAACAAGCACAGACUGCCAGCAGGCGGUAAAGAUUUGUCCUGAGAGUGGUCAUCUAGCACCAGGGGAAAGUGUUCUCUGCAUUCUAACAGUACAAGCUUCAGGCAGCCCCAUUUUCUACCAACAAGACCUCAUCUGUGAGAUAACUCUUGAGGAAAUGCUAUCACAGUAUCGAAAAGACCUUCAACAGUGGGAGGGCGAGACAGAGAGACAGAAACAUGAAUUUACUAUCACUGAGAAAGACCUGAUGCAGACAAACCAAAUUGAUAAAUGCAAUCAGGAAGGUGCAGUGUUUGAAAAGAAAACUGGCACAAGAAAAUAUAAGACUCUUCCGCCCAUCCGGAGCAGUGAUCAAGCGGUUUCUAGUUACUACGUGAGACCCAGUCGGGCAGAGAGGCGAGCCCAGCAGCAAACAGGCCAGGAAAAGAGAAGACGUCCUGAGCCUCCCCAUCCUGCAUUACUCCACUUGGGUGUCACUGCACGCUCUCACACCCUAAUGGAGUACCAGACACAUUUCCCCACUCAGUUCAACACCCAUUAUGUCUACAGAUCUAGGCAGCCCAAGCUUUCCCAGACUGGCAUAGGUGAAAUAUCCCAUUGCCCUGGAGACCUGCCCCCUCUCACCCUUGGUCCUGAGAGAGACAUAAUUACACAUGUGCUCACAGAUAUACUAUGGAGUCUUUUAGAUGAGCCUCAGUUCAAGCAGUGUCUAAUAGAGGGCGACACUGAGCAGGUGCCAUACUUCUCACAGCUGCGGCCUGCCCACGCUCCCCCCACACAAACAGUACCCCCCUCUGCUGUGGGGAACCAGAACCCUGGAGAAAUGUCCAGUGUUUCCACUGCUGUUCAAGCAGAGCCUUACACAGAAAGCGCCAGCACUUCAGACACACAGAAGAAGAGUGAAUGUGAUUCUCAUUCAAAUUCUCUGCAGGAGCUUCAACGGGAGCUCAAGAUGAAGGUGCAGGAGUCCAUUCGCAGGUUGCCUGAGUUUUGUGAUCUGGUGGAGGAUAUUUUGCUCAACACCUUGCAGAACCUAAUGAUGGAGGCUUUCUUGGGUGAGCUGGUGCUGACGGCACGGCCACGAAUCAUUGCUCUUCCACCUUCCUCUUCCAGGAGAAACAGCCUUGGCUCCAACAGACAGUCCAGUGCCGAAUCUAAAAGAAGAAGAGGCGUCCCCAAUUGACCAGUCCAAGCCAAUACAUGCCUUCCUAUACUGUCAAACCAGGAGCCACAGCAGCAAUGAACCACUCUAUUACAGUAAUUUAACCUUCAGUAUCAAUUUAUGACAUAUAUGACAAUGAUUUGAAAUAAACUGGA
This is a messenger RNA of Myxocyprinus asiaticus (Chinese sucker), 5450 nucleotides long. RefSeq names its product cilia and flagella associated protein 65 (gene cfap65). The transcript has 32 exons. The record is from RefSeq and is a predicted model, not a curated record. Lineage: Eukaryota; Metazoa; Chordata; Actinopteri; Cypriniformes; Catostomidae.